Aspergillus thermomutatus is the source of this 1560-nucleotide messenger RNA. RefSeq lists its product as uncharacterized. The transcript is spliced from 6 exons. Bases 1 to 1560 code for a protein of 519 amino acids. NCBI's taxonomy places the organism in Eukaryota, Fungi, Ascomycota, Eurotiomycetes, Eurotiales, Aspergillaceae. The record is from RefSeq and is a predicted model, not a curated record.
AUGCUGAUGUCUCAUAACCUUUCAGAUUGGUUGCGUGUGAUUGGCCUUGACGAUGAACGGUAUCGUGGUUCCACCGCUGAGCCGAUUCCCAUUACGGGCAUUCUAGGCUCUGGCGCUUCAUGCACAGCGAAGAGUCGACCAAAAUUACUGCGACACAACAUGUUGUCGUAUUCAGAGGAGAGCGUGACGGCAUGGACACAUUCGACAAAUUUUACUGCGACACAACAUGUUGUCGUCUGCCUUGAUUCUUCUUGCAUGACGGGGCAAAAGACCUCAAUGCAAGAGCUAACGCUCAACACCGAAAAACGGCCAUACAAAAUUGAUGAGGAUGUUUCUGCACCUUUACAACCUGCUAUUCUCCUCUAUUUCUCCCCGGGGGCGGGCUGGCAAGGCAUUCCGGAACGUCGCGUCGCAGUCUCAGAUGGUUCCAACAACAAACUUGGGAAGCUUGUCCUUGUCAGCGAAGGUCGCAAUCGAAUCGAGAGCACCUCAGGAAUGUGUACCGUAUAUUCAAAUUCGAAUACACUUCCUCAUGAAGUUCAUGCUGCCAUGGUCACUUACAUGUUUACACAAAAAAAGGGCAUCUCUCAGAAGCCCAACGUUGCGGAUUCAUGGGCUCUCAGCAAGACUCUUCCCGAAUAUGGGCACAUCAGGGUUGAUCUUAAGGAAGGAAAGCAAAUUGGGACGUCAUUUGCCUCUGCGCUAUCGACCGUGCGUGGAGACGAUUCCACCACGAAUGGCUGGCGGUUGUCCAAGCCUCUGGCGUGGCUCUUGGAUAUACCCUUCAUUGGUGUGACGUUGUGUCAGGUCACUCAUGCGAACCAUGGAGGGUAUGCUAGAAAUGCAUACCAUCUGGCAGAGAUACUGGAAUGGUACACUGGUUUUUAUGAUGUCGAGGGAUAUUGGGAUCCAGCUGUGUGUCCUGGUAUGGCGACGGCAAUGAUCACUCUGGCUGUGGUAUUUGAUAAUGUCAAAGGGGCAUAUCGUCGGGCUCAUGGCCUGACUGCCGUCGGGCACGUCAGGCGCGGAAAACGUCUGCAGUUGUCGCCUUUGCUCUACAAUUCCGACAUUGGGCUUCAGCCACUUUUCGAGGAGCGAGCAUCAGCGGACGUGAGCUAUGCUUCGGAGCCUGAACGAAUGUGCCUCCACCGAGGACUGUCUCAGUUUGGAGGAUCAUCCUGCCAUAUCGUCGUACAUGCACCAGUCGAAGUCAGGGUGUACUCGCAAUUGCAUCGUUCUAGGGAGCACCCGAGUCCAUCUUCAUGGAGCCUUCUCCAGACGGCGAAGCCGUUCAUUUCUGUGGCUGUCAGCAUUCCUGGAUCACACCAAACGCCCAACAUCCUGCACGUUGACAGAAAUUCGAACACUAAGCGGGAGCUACGGUCACAAAAGAACAUGCUGGACCCGGAUGACGGCGAACUACCUAGCAGGCAAAGAGAGUCUUUACAGACAACCGCACGAGCUGCGGAGAGCAUGGUCCGGUUCACUGGCGAUAAUCGACUCGUGCCGUUGCCCUGUCUCAUGGAACGUGAGGGCAAGGCUCAGUGGGCAUGUUUAUAG